Messenger RNA from Limulus polyphemus (Atlantic horseshoe crab), 4758 nucleotides. RefSeq lists its product as uncharacterized. The coding region runs from base 1 to 4758 and encodes 1585 amino acids. The transcript has 3 exons. The record is from RefSeq and is a predicted model, not a curated record. NCBI's taxonomy places the organism in Eukaryota, Metazoa, Arthropoda, Merostomata, Xiphosura, Limulidae.
AUGACUGUUAUAUGGAACAGUCAUCACAUACCAUUAACAGAUGAAGAACAUAGAAAUGAAGCUUCAGUUAAUCACAAUACGACCCGAAAGGAAAUCAUAACAUAUGAAAAACAACCGGGUGUCCAUCAGUCCCACUAUAACCAGAGAACCAAUAUUGGUAUAUCAGCUUCAGACAACAGUCAUCACAUAUCAUUAACAGAUGAAGAACGUAGAAAUGAAGCUUUAGUUAACCACAAUACGACUCGGCGGGAAAUAAUUACGGAAUACAAAUAUUCUAAUAAUGAAGCAGAACUAAACCAACAAAAUAACCAGCAUAAUAUAGUCCAUUCUACGAAAAACGCGGGAAGCACAAGUAGAAUAAGCCAAGAAAAUGGUAGACUGCACUCUGAAAACUACUCCGAGCAAAGAAAUCAUGAAGAUUCUAAUAAAAUAAACAGAGAUGGUGAACCAUAUCUUACUACCACUGGGGAUCCAUCAAACGAUCAAAACAUCACUGUUUUAGAAAAUCAGAAUUAUUUUACGAAUAAUGUUCACCCCCGAAAUACAAGUCAGGAAAUUAUUCGUGAAACGCGUGUUAUCGAAGAAAGAUUUGUGACUAAGGUGAAGGACCACAACAAUGAGCCCCUGAUUCAAAAGGAAAAUGACAGUAAUAAUUUUUUAGCGCAUCCGGGGGCACCUCUUCUCAUCGCUAGCGAAGCAAACCACCAGAAGGUGCCUCCAAUUAAUGAUUAUCAUGAAUAUAAAUAUCAACAGCCAGUUGCGGAAAAUUCAGUCUUUGAUACUAGAUAUCACAAAGAACCACCAAUAGGAGACGGAUUUCAAAUUCAGGCUUCAGAUGACAAGGAGAUAGCACAAGUGAGAAACAGAUAUUGUGAAAAACCAAGUGAAAGACAUUCUGGUUUGUCUAAUAAAUGCUAUUACACAGAAACAUUCCAUGUCAAAGAAGAAUAUAGUCCGAAAAUUCUCCAAAACAACUCCCCUGACACGGCUAAACCACUUUUGGAUCAAACACAAUCUCCAAAUGAAAUGUCGAGGGACCACAAGUCCCAAAGUGAAAAUAUUCAUUUUUCCUCCAGUAAUAUUUCUAAUGUAUACAAUAUGACCGUGUAUAAUAACAAAGGGGAAGGAAAUAAUGGAAAGCCAUUUUCAGAUGACUUGAGUAAUUUUAACAAAGACUUCGAAGGAGGAAAUCUUAAUCAAAACACAAGUCAAAGAAAAUUGAAUAUAGAGGAUAAGAUAAGUGAUAAAUCUGAACCACUUAACCAAAGUAUCGAUAAACAGCGCUCAGAAAGAAAUCUUCUUCAACAAGUUGAUAGCACUUCCCAUGUGCUUACUGAGCGAGAAGCUGAGUACAACAAAUACAGCACAUCAGACAGUACUCUAAAUCAUGUACUGUCAAACAACUCUCAUUCUGAGAAAAAUGAAUUAAACCCUCAACCUUUGGAAUUUAGUGAUCCAAAGUUGCUGGAUACUAGAAUCAGUAAUGAUGUGAGUAACCAGGAAUUUAAUAACUCGACUCUAGGAUGUUUUUCAACCGAUAAUAUUACAGAGGUAAAGAGUAAUUCUUCAUUCACGGGAAAAGAUGGCUUACAACAAGGGCAACAUCAAAUGAGGGAUAAUUCAACAUUUACACAGAAAGAAGAGUAUAAAGAAGGAACUGCUGACAGGGAUAAUUCUACUUCAAGACAGAAUGUUUAUGAACAAGAACAUGCAGGUAGGAAUAAUCCUGUUAUGCACAGACGAGAUGGAUAUGAACACGAAAUUACAGUGAGUAAAGGUACAUCUUCUACACGGGAACCAAACUAUUAUGAACAAAAAGUAAUUCUGAAUAAUAAUCCUACAACUGAAAAACACGAUGAUUAUAAUUCCAUACAGUGGGAACAUUCAUCUGUAGAGAGACAAAGUGACCAGGACGAAGGAAAGAACAAUAUAACUUAUAAAACAUUUUAUUCACAGAGACAGAGGGAAGGCACUGAACAAUUAGGAAACGAAGAAACGACUGAACUGGUACAGGAGGAUCACAGACAAAUACAAAACACAGUUAUAGAUACGUCACCUACACGGGAUCAGGAUGAUAGUGGACAAAUACAAAACACAGUUAUAGAUAGGCUGUCUACACAGGAUCAGGAUAAUAGUGGACAAAUACAAAACAUAGUUAUAGAUAAGUCACCUACACAGAAUCAGAAUUAUAGUGGACAAAUACAAAAUACAGUUAUAGAUAAGUCACCUAUACAGGAUCGGGAUGAUAGUGGAGUAAUACAAAACACAGUUAUAGAUAAGUCAUUUACACAGGAUCUGGAUGAUAGUGGCCAAAUACAAAACACAGUUAUAGAUAAGUCAUCUACACAGGAUCGGGAUGUUAGUGGAGAAAUACAAGACGCAGUUAUAGAUAAGUCAUCUGCACAGGAUCAGGAUGAUAGUGGACAAAUACAAAACACAGUUAUAGAUAAGUUAUCUACACAGGAUCGGGAUGAUAGUGGCCAAAUACAAAACACAGUUACAGAUAAGUCAUCUACACAGGAUCAGGAUGAUAGUGGACAAAUACAAAACACAGUUAUAGAUAAGUCAUCUACACAGGAUCGGGAUGAUAGUGGACAAAUACAAAACACAGUUAUAGAUAAGUCAUCUACACAGGAUCAGGAUAAUGAUCAUCAGCAGGACAGGAAUGAUUCGUCUACAGAGAUACAGAAUAAUCAUCAGCAGGACAGGAAUGAUUCAUCUACAGAGAUACAGAAUGAUCAUCAGCGGGACAGGAAUGAUUCGUCUACAGACAUACAGAAUGAUCAUCAGCAGGACAGGAAUAAUUCGUCUACAGUCAUACAGAAUGAUCAUCAGUGGGACAGGAAUGAUUCGUCUACAGACAUACAGAAUGGUCGUCAGCAGGACAGGAAUGAUUCGUCUAUAGUCAUACAGAAUGAUCAUCAGCAGGACAGGAAUGAUUCGUCUACAGACAUACAGAAUGAUCAUCAGCGGGACAGGAAUAAUUCGUCUACAGACAUACAGAAUGGCCGUCAGCAGGACAGGAAUGAUUUGUCUACAGACAUACAGAAUGGCCGUCAGCAGGACAGGAAUGAUGCGUCUACAGAGAGGCAAGAGAAUUUCGGAAAACUACAAAAUACAGAAGACACUUAUACUGAAAUUGAGAAUGAUUAUGUACAAGAUAAGAAUAAAUCAACUACACAGAAACUCGAUAAUUCUGAAGAUCAACAAAAUUCAAAAAAGAAUGACAUAUCUAUAGAUAUUCACGAUGACAAUGGACAGAAUAAGAAUGAAUCAACUACACAGAAGCAAGAUCAUUACGAUGAAUUAGAAAACACAAAAUACAAUGAUUUGUCUCGAGAGAUACAGAAUGAUCAUGAAGAAAGUGAGAAUGAGCCAACUGCACACAAGCAACAUAAUUGUGAUGAAUUACAAAACACAGAAAAUAUUUUUUUGUCCACAGAGUUAAAGAAUAAUCAUGAAGAAGAUAGCAGUGAAUUAACUACAAAGAAGCUGAAUAAUUGUAAAGAAUUAAAAAUCGCAGAGAACAGUCCCUUUCCUUUGGCUAUAGAGAUACCGGAUGAGAAUGAACCUACUACAGAGAAGCAGGAAAAUGAUGAUGAAUUACAAAAAACAGAAAAGAAUGUUUUGUCUACAGAGAUACAAGAUGACCAAGGAGAGAUUGGUAAUGAACCAACCACACAGAAGCAGGAUAAUGGUGCUGAGUUGCAAAACACAGAAAACAAUGGUUUAACCAUAGCAGGAAAAGAUGAUCUUGAAGAAGAUGGGAAUGAAUCACCUAUACUUAAGCAGUGUAAUGAUGCUAAAUUUCAAAACAUAGAAAGCAAUGAUUUAUCCACAGGGAUUCAAGAUGACCAUGGAGAGGUUGAUAAUGAACUGACUACACAGAAGGAGGGUAAUGAUGCUGAACUGCAAAACAGAGAAAACAGUGAUUUAUCCACAGAAAUACAGGAUGACUAUGGAGAGGAUGAUAAUGAACCCACUGCACAGAAAGAGGGAUAUGAUGCUGAAUUGCAAAACACAAAAAACAAUGGUUUAACCAUAGAUGUAAAAGAUGAGAAUCAAUCAAAUACACAGAUGCAAGAUAAUGAUGAUAAAUUGGAGGACGCAGAGAGCAAUGAUUUAUCCACAAAGACACAAAAUAAUUAUGAAGAAGACAGGAAUAAAUCUUCUAAACAGAAGCAGGAUAAUGAUUAUGAAUUGCAAAUGAUAGAAAACAAUGGUUUAUCCACAGAGAUUCAAGAUGACCAUGGAGAGGAUGUUAAUGAACCAACAACACAGAAGCAGGAUAAUAGUAAUGAAUUACAAGACACAGAAAAGAAUGUUUCUUCUACAGAGAUGCAGGAUGACCAUGAAGAGGAUGGUAAUGAACCAACCACACAAAAGGAGGGUAACAAUACAGUAUUGCAAAAUAGAGAAAACAGUGAUAUAUCUAAAAAGAUACAAGAUGGUCAUGAAGUAGAUAACAAUGAACUGACAGGGCAGAAGCAGGAUAUUUAUAGCAGAUCACAAGACUCAGAAAUACAAGAAGACCACGGAGAGGAUAGUAAUGAACCAUCCACACAGAAGCAGGAUAAUGAUGCUGAAUUGCAAAACACAGAAAACAGUGACUUAACAACAGAGCAAAAAGACUCAGAAAUACAAGAAGACCAUGGAGAGGAUAGUAAUGAACCAUCCACACGGAAGCAGGAUAAUGAUGCUGAAUUGCAAAACACAGAAAACAGUGACUUCAUUCUCAUCUUUUACCUCUAUGGUUAA